AUGAGUUCUAAUGAUGAUCAAACAAAUCUUUCUCCUCAACCUGGAAUAUUAUCAUCACCUCAUAUAAAUCCUCAAUAUCCAAAUUUAACUGAUCUCGAUGAUAUUGACGAUGAUGAUGAAGGCAUUGAUGAUGAAUGUCUUGAUUCUAUUGAUGAAAUUCAACAUAUUCUUCAAACAUUUGGUACAAAUGAUUCAUCAACAUUAACUAUUGAUUAUUUUGAUUCACGUCGUUAUGCUAUUAUGUAUGAAAUUAUGAAUGUUGAAAAACAAUUUGAACAAUUAAAAAAUAUUUUAUAUGAUGAAAGUGUUUCAUUAAUUGAUCAAAAAUUACUUUCAAUACAAAAUGAAGAAGCACCCGAAUAUCAAGAAGAAUUAAAAAAACUUUAUGAUGAUAUGCAAUUACGUUUAGAAAUUGCUAAACAACGACGUCAUAUUGAAUUAGAAUCAUUAGAAAAUUCUUAUCAAGCUGAAUUAUUAAGUUUACAACAAACAUUAGAAAAUGAUAAAUUUCUUUUACAUCAUCAAAUGUAUGAAGAUAUUCAACGGAAAAUCGAUGAACUUGAAACAUUAAAAAGUAAAACACAAUUGUGUUCAAAUAUUUUACAAGAAAUGUUUUCACAUAACCAACAACAAUUAAUAUCACCGAAUAAAAAACGUUUUGAAUCACCUGAAUCAUUAAAAGAAAAUAAAAAACAACGUAAAACAAAUUUAUUUAAUGGAUCAAUCAAAACAAUUGAUAAAGAUAAUUUAGCUAUUUUUUAUCAGUUAUCAGAUAUUGAUAUUAUUGAAGAUUGGGCACUUAUACAAUCAUCAUUACAUGGAAGUAAUCAUGAUCAUAAUAAUGGUGAUGAAGAUAAUAAUGAUAUUGAUGAUGAUGAUGAUGAUGACGAUGAUGAUGCUAAUAAUAAUCAAAUGAAUGUAAAUUGUUUUAAACAAGAACAAUUUGAUUAUGAUGAAAAUCGUGUUUAG
Adineta steineri is the source of this 969-nucleotide messenger RNA. NCBI's taxonomy places the organism in Eukaryota, Metazoa, Rotifera, Eurotatoria, Adinetida, Adinetidae. The record is from the annotation of a GenBank genome assembly.